Molecule: messenger RNA, 354 nt
Organism: Ceutorhynchus assimilis (cabbage seed weevil)
Lineage: Eukaryota; Metazoa; Arthropoda; Insecta; Coleoptera; Curculionidae
Source: the annotation of a GenBank genome assembly
AUGGAUCAGCCAAUAUAUCUUAAAGUUAGAGAAAUCGUAGCAUCUUGUUGUGAUGACCCGAUACUGGGCAAAGUAGAAAUGAUUAUUGGUGGGUUUCAUAUGCUCAUAUCUUAUUUGGGUUGUAUUGGACAAACUAUGGCUGGAAGUGGACUGAAAGAACUUUUGUCCUGCGCUUUGGCUUUGAAUUCAAUAGACAAAAUGUUAAUCGGAAAAUCAUAUAGCAGAGCAGUGAGAGGUCAUUUACUUGUUCAAGCCACUUUAGCUCAGAUUACUUUGGAAAAUAUAGAUAUCACACCAGAAGAAAAAGAACAAGUAGUUCAGCGACUUCAGACUUCAGUGGAAAUUACUCCAUAA